Messenger RNA from Penicillium daleae, 1647 nucleotides. Its product is annotated as Amino acid/polyamine transporter I. The record is from RefSeq and is a predicted model, not a curated record. The coding region runs from base 1 to 1647 and encodes 548 amino acids. Gene Ontology annotation, biological process: amino acid transmembrane transport. Gene Ontology annotation, cellular component: membrane. The transcript is spliced from 5 exons. Lineage: Eukaryota; Fungi; Ascomycota; Eurotiomycetes; Eurotiales; Aspergillaceae. Gene Ontology annotation, molecular function: amino acid transmembrane transporter activity.
AUGGAAGACUCACAGCACCCCCGGCGUCGGACACAUUCUUCGAAUGGCUCCCAAGGGCAGAUCACUAGUCCCAAUUCGACGACACCACCAGAUAAUUCAUCGGAAAAGCCGAAGGACGUUGCGACGGGAUUCACGGACAUCUAUGGAGCGUUGUCACCUCGCCGAGCGGGGAUCAUCAGUAUUGGGUCAGCCAUUGGUACGGGACUGAUAGUGGGCAGUGGGAGAACUUUAGCCAUGGGCGGCGUGGCGGCGAUGAUGGUCUCAUAUACCCUUGUCGGAUUCACAGUAUUUCUCGUUCUCUCUGCACUGGGAGAAGUUGGUGCGUGGCUGCCGAAACCAUCCACCGUGGCGGACCAGGCUUUUCGCUUCUGUGACCCGGCGCUGGGCUUUGCACUGGGUUGGAUAUACUGGCUCAAAUAUGCUGUCAUCACCCCGAAUCAGUUGACAGCUGCUACCCUCGUGAUGGAGUUGUGGGUGGAUGCUGAUCGGGUUAACCCUGGAGUAUGGAUCACCCUCUUCAUUUCUAUCAUCAUGGCUCUCAAUUAUAUCCACCAUACCUUGCCGAGUCAGAUCGAAUUCUACGUGUCGGCAUUGAAACUCGUUGUUAUGAGCGGCCUCAUGAUCUUGUCUCUUGUGCUCGUUCUUGGAGGAGGACCAGAUCACCUUCCCCACGUCAGGGGCUUUCUAUACUGGAAAUACCCAGGUGUCUUCGAGGAUGGCGGUGGCGGUAUGAUGACAGUCUUCUUCUCAACUUGUGGAGCCAUGUCCUCCGCUACCUUUGCGUAUAUUGGCAGCGAACGAUCUGGUAUCCUGGCCCGGUCGCCGAAUGUACCUCAGGUCAUGAAUCGUGCCAUCAAACAUACCUUCUAUCGGAUUCUGGUCUUCCAUCUUCUAGGAAUUACUCUUCUCGGCAUGGUCCUUCCAUAUGAUACGGUCGACCUGUCCUUUCAUACACUUGGAAAGGGGAAGAAGAGGCUAGCCGCCUCUCCCUUUGUGGCGGCAUUACUUGCUGCUGGGAUCGCCGCUCUUCCUCACAUCUUGAAUGCAUGUAUCCUAUUCUUCGUUCUCUCAAUUGCAACCUACGAUCUGUACUUGGCUACCAAAGCACUCUCCGACUUGGCCCUCAGACAUCGAGCCCCCAUUUUCCUGUCCCGGGUCAACAGCAACGGGGUCCCCGUCAACGCACUAGUCGUAUCCACAUGCAUGUCCACCUGGGCCUACCUGAACGUCUCGAAAGACUCGAGGGCCGUCUUUGCUUACCUGGUGGACUUGGUCACAAUGCUUGGCCUUCUGACUUGGAUAUCCAUCCUUAUCACUCAUAUCUGCUUUGUGCGAGCUCGCAAGGCACAGGGGAUAUCCGACGACAUGCUGGUAUUCAAGGCUCGCUUCGGUCUCCCGGGAACCUGGCUGGGGCUGGUGCUCUGUGUGUUCAUUUCAUCGACUAUGAUUUUCAAUUCUCUUUCCAUUCAGAGGUCGCAGAUCAAGUUUGACCCGACCAAAUUCUUGGCCGGGUAUGUCGGGGUUCCCAUCUACGUGAUGUUGUAUGUCGGGCACAAGAUUGCCUUGAAAAGCAAGCAUAUUGACCCCAAGGAUGCUGAUUUCUGGUCCGACAAACAACCUGACCGUGGGCCGGCGAUUGAACUGUAA